UCACUCCUCACUCGCUGGUUCUCUUUUUAUCCACUUUCUCCUCCUUCUCCGAUUUCCAAUUCCCUUUCCCUUUCUCUCUCCUUCGCCGAUUUCCUCUCUCUAACAUUCCCACACAACCAUGUCGCUGGGGAAGAGGCUCCGCCCUUCAAUCAACCGGACCUCCAGCCUCAAGGAGAUCAUCUUCGACGUCGGCGGCGGCGGCGGCGCUCCCGGAGAAGAUCCGCCACCGGAAAACCCUAACUCCGCCUUCGAUCCACGGCUUUUGGCCAUGCUCUCGCCGAGAAAUAAUCGGAGGCAUUCCGAUGAGUUUCCGCGGUCGCCUCAGUUCCUCCGAGCUUGCUGUCUCUGCCACCGCCGCCUCAUCCCCGGCCGAGACAUAUAUAUGUACAAGGGAGAAAGCGCGUUCUGUAGUGCAGAGUGCAGGCAGCAGCAGAUGAAUCAGGAUGAGGCGAAGGAGAAGCGUUUGAUGGCGCCGAAGAAUGGAGCCGCAGCGGUCGCAUCAGCUACCUCCACCGUAGCAAAAGUCUCUGCGAUUAAUGGCGAGACUGUCGCCGCCGUGUAGCCGCCGCAGAUAACUGUAGAUGUAAAGGCAGCCGCCACGCACGUGCCAGCUUUCUAUCAACGCGUAUAAAUACAAUAUUAUAUAUGUAUAUUUAUAAUAUAUAUAUAUAGAUGUUUAUGCAAACUUAACUGGGCAAAAAUUUUGGAGCUGCUGUAACAUUUAUGUUAAUAUUUCUCUUUGAUGGAAAUAUAUGUUUUAUGUGUAAAUAAGUUGAUUCGGUCUAAUUUUUAGUCAAAA
Molecule: messenger RNA, 799 nt
Organism: Momordica charantia (bitter melon)
Lineage: Eukaryota; Viridiplantae; Streptophyta; Magnoliopsida; Cucurbitales; Cucurbitaceae
Product: FCS-Like Zinc finger 6
Source: RefSeq, a predicted model, not a curated record